Molecule: messenger RNA, 1634 nt
Organism: Saitoella complicata NRRL Y-17804
Lineage: Eukaryota; Fungi; Ascomycota; Saitoellomycetes; Saitoellales; Saitoellaceae
Exons: 1
Coding region: 426-1418 (330 amino acids)
Biological process (GO): ribosomal large subunit biogenesis
Cellular component (GO): preribosome, large subunit precursor
Source: RefSeq, a predicted model, not a curated record
GAGAAAUCUUGAGCGCAAGUGGCGACCAUCGAAUAAAAAAGACCAGGAUCCAUCGGUUCACGACUAAGAACUGCAGAUUAGAUUCAUUCACAAUGUCGACAGCAACAGUCGCUUCGCAGCAGCCUUCGUCCUCCUCGCAGGACCAGGUUGUUCUCUUUACCUGUAUGGCCUGUGCGGUCGGUUUCCACACCGCCGAUCUCCAGCGCCAACAUUACCGCACCGACUGGCACCGUUACAACCUCAAGAGAAAAGUCGUUGAUCUCCCGCCUAUCACCGCCGACUCCUUCGCCGAGAAGGUCUUGCAACAGCACGAUGCGAAGAAGGAAGAGCAGGAGCGAUCGACCUUCAGCGCCAAUUGCGCCGCUUGCAAAAAGACUUUCUACAGCCCUAACGCUUUCCAGAAUCAUUUGAGGAGUAAGAAGCAUAUGGAGGCUACUGGACGGUACGAGGCACGUAUUAUGGCGGAAAGAGAGAGGACUGGAUCACCCGCCGAGUCCAUGAUUUCUUCUACGUUCUCGAUUGGAGAGUCUUCAAAUGCGACCGGUGCGGCACCUUUGGCGGAUGAGAUUGACAGGAUGUCCAUCCAGGACGAGGCACCAGAAAGGACUGAGGAGGAGGAGAUUGAGGCCCGUCUCGCCAAUGUUGCCGUUAUCAACGUCAACUCCUGUCUCUUCUGCUCGCCAAACAACCCGCCAUUUUCCGCCGUUGACGAGUGUCUGAAGCACAUGUCCUCCCGCCACGGUCUUUUCAUCCCAGAACGCGACUACCUCACCGACCUCGAGGGUUUGUUGCGCUAUUUGCAGGAAAAGAUCAACGUUGGACACGCGUGUUUGUCGUGUCACAAGGAGUACAGGUCCGCGGAGGCGUGUAGAGCACACAUGAUCUCGAAGGAGCACUGUAAGAUCAAGUAUGACACCCAGAAGGAUAUGUUGGAGUACUCCGACUUCUACGACUUCUCUGCAUCAUACUCAGAUGUUGAGGACGCGGAGAUGGUUGAUGGCGACGCAGAGGAUGUCGAAGGUGGAGACUGGGAAGACGUUUCAGAGUACGACUCAGACGAAGACUCCAUCGCAAGCGAAGACCUCGGUUCCCUCCCCGUCGACCCGCAAUACUCUCUCUACCUCCCCAACCGCGGAAUCUCCCUCGGUCAUCGUUCCCUUCACCGCUACUACCGUCAACACCUUCGCCCUCCUGGAGCUGUCCCUGAUGGUGUCAAGGUUCAUCGUCAGGCUAUCCAGGCUGCGGUUAUGGAGAAUAAGGAGAGGUCUUUGAUGGGUGUUACUGGCGGAAGAAGAAAAGAGGCGGAGAAGCAUAUUAAGACUUUCCGGGAUAUGCGCAGGAGGGAGGAUUACAAGACUACGGUUGGUAUCAAGGUCGGAAACAACCAGAAGUACUUCAGGGAUCCUCUCCUUCAGUAGACGAGGGUCAUCGGAGAGGGUGUGUGUGCGGACUGUGUCUGCGGAAAAUUGGGUGUGUGCAAAAUUUCUGGGAUUUCUCUGGUGUCUCUUGCAAUUCUUUCGAUUUGACUGCGUUUUUGUUUUGCUUUGCCUCUGUGGUUCGUUGGGUUCAGGGAUUUGUUCGUUAAUUGCAUUUCUUGGAGAUUCAUAUAGCUUUGGGGGUACGUUCGUAUCCGU